This is a messenger RNA of Saimiri boliviensis boliviensis (Bolivian squirrel monkey), 1454 nucleotides long. Lineage: Eukaryota; Metazoa; Chordata; Mammalia; Primates; Cebidae. The record is from RefSeq and is a predicted model, not a curated record.
GAAACUGAGGCAGGAGGGGACGUGUCCCAGAGAUGCAGCCGGCUUCCCCCAAGGGGUUUCAGGAGUCCAGACCCCCAACCCAAAUCUGGAGGAUGAAGAACCCGGAGUCCGCAUGUCUCAGUACCCGAGAAGGAGAAGCCUGAAUUCCAGAACUCGUGGGUCUGAGUGGAGGGCGCUGGGGGCCUGGACUCCUCCUGGGUCUGAGGGAAAAGGGCGCUGGGGACCUGAACUCCUGGGUCUGAAGGUGGAGGCCCGGGAUCUGCACUCCUGAGUCAGGGAGAAGGCGGUCCUGCUUGGGUCAGCCUGCGCCUUUCACUCCCCACCCUUCCCCUUUCCCUACCGAGGAGCCAGGGCAGGCAGCCACUCCAGGUGGUUGCCCCCUCCCUCUCCUGAGAUGUCAGGAAGGAGGGGGCCACCGGUGUCCUCCACAGGGGCCCCCCGAAGCCUGGGGGCUCCCAGCCCCAGAGCUUGGAGGUGGAGGAGGUAUUGACAGGUGCUCCAAGAGAUGCUCCCUCUGCCCUCAUGCUCCCUCCCCAUCCUCUUCCUCGCCCUCCUCGCCGGUGUGCCCAUGGAGUCCCAACCCCCACCCUCCACAUUGCCCCCUUUUCUGGCCCCUGAGUGGGACCUUCUGUCUCCCCGAGUGGUCCUGUCUAGGGGUGCCCCUGCUGGGCCCCCUCUGCUCUUGCUGCUGGAGGCUGGGGCCUUUGGGGAGUCAGCAGGCACCCCGGCCAACCGCAGCCGGCGUGGGGUGAGCGAAACCGCACCAGCGAGUCGUCGGGGAGAGCUGGCCGUGUGCGACGCAGUCAGCGGCUGGGUGACAGACCGUCGGACCGCUGUGGACCUGCGUGGGCGUGAGGUGGAGGUGCUGGGCGAGGUGCCUGCAGCUGGUGGCAGUCCCCUCCGCCAGUACUUCUUUGAAACCCGAUGCAAGGCUGAUAACACUGAGGAAGGUGGCCCGGGGGUGGGCGGAGGGGGCUGCCGAGGUGUGGAUCGGAGGCACUGGGUGUCUGAGUGCAAGGCCAAGCAGUCCUAUGUGCGUGCAUUGACUGCUGACGCCCAGGGCCGUGUGGGCUGGCGAUGGAUUCGAAUUGACACUGCCUGCGUCUGCACUCUCCUCAGCCGGACUGGCCGGGCCUGAGGCCCAUGCCCAGGAACUGGUCAGGCAGGCAAAGAUCAGAGUUGGAUGCUGAGAUACCUCAGGGGUGGCCCAGCUGCUCCAAGGACUCCAGUUUGGGAGCUCAUCAACUGAUCACAAAAUCACAAGUCUCUGAUUUUGAGCUCAAUCUGUGCAGGAUGGGUGAAACCACAUGGGGUUUUGAAGGAUGAAUAGGAGUUCUCCUGGAGGACCUUGAGGGCAAUAAUGAUGAUGGUGAUAAUAAUAACAGCCAAUAUUUACUGAGUGUUUUACUGUUUCUUAGUCCUAAUACAUAACUCCUCAGAUCAACUCUCAUGGA